GGACCCGAGGGCCGGGCUGGGAGACUCGGUCCUCCACCUUCCCAGCCGGCCCCGCGCCCGCUUGUCGGCUCCCCUCCCCCAGCCGCACGCUGCGUGGCUGCUCGUUGGCUGCUUAGGACGGAAGCUCGGUUGGUGUUUCUCCAGAAGUUUCCCCCUUGGGCGGUGGCGGAGCUGAUAACCGCGGUAGUAGCAGCUUCAGCGGGAGCACUUGUGACUGGCAGGGAUGGCGGCGGCUGCAGCAGGCCCUGCAACAACCCAGAGGUUUUUCCAGAGCUGCUCAGAUGCUCUGAUCGACAAGGAUCCCCAGGCGGCGUUAGAGGAGCUGACUAAGGCUUUGGAACAGAAACCAGACGAUGCACAGUAUUAUUGUCAAAGAGCUUAUUGUCACAUUCUUCUUGGGAAUUACUGUGAUGCUGUCGCUGAUACAAAGAAGUCUCUUGAACUUAAUCCAAAUAAUUCUACUGCUAUGCUGAGAAAAGGGAUAUGUGAAUACCAUGAAAAAAACUAUGCUGCUGCUCUAGAAACCUUUACAGAAGGACAAAAAUUAUAUAGUACAGAUGCUGAUUUCAGUGUCUGGAUUAAAAGGUGUCAAGAAGCUCAGAAUGGAUCAGAAUCUGAGGUGUCUACAUCCCAGCGGACUCAUCAGUCCAAAAUCAAGUAUGACUGGUAUCAAACAGAAUCUCAAGUAAUCGUUACACUUAUGAUCAAGAAUGUUCAGAAGAAUGAUGUAAAUGUGGAAUUUUCAGCUAAAGAGUUGUCUGCUUUGGUGAAACUUCCAUCUGGAGAGGAUUACAAUUUGAAACUCAGACUUCUUUAUCCUAUAAUACCAGAACAGAGCACGUUUAAAGUACUUUCAACAAAGAUUGAAAUUAAAAUGAAAAAGCCAGAGGCUGUGAGAUGGGAGAUGCUAGAGGGGCAAGGAGAUGUGUCUAAACCAAAACAGUUCAUAGCAGAUGUAAAGAAUCUAUAUCCAUCAUCAUCUCAUUAUACAAGAAAUUGGGAUAAAUUGGUUGGCGAGAUCAAAGAAGAAGAAAAGAAUGAGAAGUUGGAGGGAGAUGCAGCUUUAAACAAAUUAUUUCAGCAGAUCUAUUCAGAUGGUUCCGAUGAAGUUAAACGUGCCAUGAACAAAUCAUUUAUGGAGUCUGGUGGUACAGUUUUGAGUACCAACUGGUCUGAUGUAGGUAAAAGGAAAGUUGAAAUCAACCCUCCUGAUGAUAUGGAAUGGAAAAAGUACUAAAUAAAUUAAUUUGCUUUUAUUGUAUUGCGUAUAUUCACCUAA
This is a messenger RNA of Microcebus murinus (gray mouse lemur), 1279 nucleotides long. RefSeq names its product SGT1 assembly cochaperone of MIS12 kinetochore complex (gene SUGT1). NCBI's taxonomy places the organism in Eukaryota, Metazoa, Chordata, Mammalia, Primates, Cheirogaleidae. The record is from RefSeq and is a predicted model, not a curated record. Gene Ontology annotation, molecular function: protein-folding chaperone binding.